Messenger RNA from Lampris incognitus (smalleye Pacific opah), 1663 nucleotides. RefSeq names its product eva-1 homolog Ba (C. elegans) (gene eva1ba). Bases 748 to 1248 code for a protein of 166 amino acids. The transcript is spliced from 5 exons. The record is from RefSeq and is a predicted model, not a curated record. NCBI's taxonomy places the organism in Eukaryota, Metazoa, Chordata, Actinopteri, Lampriformes, Lampridae.
GUCUGAGAAGGGGGGAUAGUGUGACAGCUUUUCCUGCUUCUUUUGAGAGGGAGAGAGCAAGAGAGAGAGAGAGCACUUAUUACUCACUCCAGCCUCAGAGUCUGAAAGGAAGUUACCACCUCUUCCCCAGACUCCCUGAACAUACACACACAACACACACAGACGCACAACACAGACGCUCCUCAGGAUUUGACCACAGAAGCAACGGGAGUCAGCUGAGGCAAGUCAGGAUCGCUUGAAGCGUGAUUUUUCAAAAUCCGAAGGGAAAGACGAGUGUUUUGAGGGACGACUGGUUACAUCUCUCACUGUUUCUGGAGGGACCUCUUCUUCACAGUCAUCCAGUGGAUGGUUGUUACCCAGAGGCCGGCCGCUGAUCUGAAAGUCUUGUCUGAACUCCCAGGGUGCCCGUUUGUCUGCAGAGAAGAUACAGAAUGCCUCAACCCACGGAGACGCACGGUGACAGGAAGUAGACACAGCCCUGUGUGAAGAUACCCUUAAAGGGGUGGCCAAAUGAACCGCUAGGCCAGAAGACCAGAGAUCACCGGCAUUGACCCAGAGCGAGCGAGCGAGAGAGAGAGAGAGAGAGAGAGAGAGAGAGAGAGAGAGAGAGAGAGAGAGAGAGCGAGCGAGCAGCCCGGCGGACUGUCCAGCAGCCACCACCCGGCCUCCUGGCAGCAUGAGCCUGGACUGAGGACUGACUUCAGGUCUUCCUUUUGCGGUGUGAAUAAAGGCAAGUCAGCAUUCAGCAUGGAUGUGAAGAGGAAAGAGAUGGACCUCCUGAGCAACAGCAUUGCUGCAUACGCACACGUUAAAGCGAACCCGGAGAGCUUCGGCCUGUACUUCGUGAUCGGGGUGUGUUUCGGCCUGGUGCUGACGCUGUGCCUCCUGGUCAUCCGCAUCUCCUGCAAGCCCCGCACCAACGUGGCCCCCACCCCCGCGGAGAAAAAACACCUGAAGGACAUCAGCGAGGAGGACGAGGAGGACGAGGAGAGCGAAGACGAGGAGGACGAAGGGGCGGAGGACGUCGAGACGCCCGCCCCGCCGCCCUCCACCGAGAUCCCCAUCGGCAAUCACCACAGCCAGUCGGACGGGACGCUGAGCGUGAACGUGUUCACGUCGGCGGAGGAGCUGGAGAGGGCACAGCGGCUGGAGGAGAGGGAACGCAUCAUCCGCGAGAUCUGGAGAAACGGCCAACCGGACAUCCUGGGAACAGGAACCGGGACUAUCGGACGUGUGCAUUACUACUAAAGCGUCACGGGCUGCACAGGGAGCACUGUAUGGACAAGUUGUGGUGAACUCUGGUACUGACUGUGGUGCAGCAACACUCAGGACCAAACCUCCGAGUGGGCCCGUCAUCCCUGAAAUCAAACAUCGAAACGCAGGCAUGUGUUGGGCUGGAAGAAAUAGUGCACCAACACACCCCAACACAGGGACAUGCUACGCUCUAAAACACCUGUCUCUAAUAAUUUGAGACGGGAGCGAACUGUGUUAUGUUGCACUUCUGGCUUAGCUGUUUGCAGCCUUCCCCUGACUGAGCAGAGAGACUGACUUUGUGCAAGUGGACAGACAACCCGGUCUCACAGCCAUAACGUUCAUAUACGACUUGUUUGCAGUUCCCAAAAUAUGUUGAUUGCCGAAGUCCUGUCACAUGACUACGAUGAGC